Messenger RNA from Linepithema humile (Argentine ant), 4166 nucleotides. RefSeq names its product F-box only protein 32. NCBI's taxonomy places the organism in Eukaryota, Metazoa, Arthropoda, Insecta, Hymenoptera, Formicidae. Gene Ontology annotation, biological process: protein ubiquitination. The record is from RefSeq and is a predicted model, not a curated record. Gene Ontology annotation, cellular component: cytoplasm; nucleus; SCF ubiquitin ligase complex. Gene Ontology annotation, molecular function: protein binding.
CGACGUCUGAAUCGUUACAAAAUAUAAAUUAAACGUUACAUUUCUCCGCGAUCAUCAUUCGCAUCGCUUUUCCGGCAGGAAUCGUUAUUUCGCCGGUUGUAUCGCAAUUUAUUUGAUACCCGGUAUACGGACGCAUCUGCUGCUGCGCAUGCGUAAAGUUUGGUAACAAAAAACUUCUGAAUAGCGCUAACAGAUGACACUUGCCUGCAGAAUGUUAGGCAAUGUUGGGUCUGUAAAUAACUUUCCCAAUGCAGAUGACAGAUGGCGUUUGCCUGCAAAAAUAUGAAACUGACAGGUGAAAUUGGCCGCUCCUUUCAGCUGUAUCAUUGCAUCCUUCGAGAAAUAAAUGCAACAGUAAAUGUAUUAGACAGAAAUAUAAUGUAGUGCAGAGCUAAACGCAGAAGAGGCAGUUCGCAGCGUAGACGGUACUCUCAGACACGAUGCGAGAUGUUUAACAUCUGGAGUGAAGGUGUGUGCGUAUGCGUCGCAACGCUGCCUCACAGCUGAUGCGCGGUGACGUCACUAAAACAAAGCCAUGCGCGCUCGCUCGGCGGCGGAGCGCGAGAGACCGAGAGUGAAGUCGCUCUGCGAGCGCGACGGGCACACAUUCGGCGUCCACGGCGACGGCAAGGUGCGCCUUGCGUCCCCGCGCCUCUUCGAGUUGUCGCAAGUUGUCGCAAGUUGAUCCCGAUCGUCGUCGUCUGGCGUCGCGCGCGUCCCCGCCCGCCCGCGCCGUGAGCCAGGAUGCCGUUCAUAUCCAAGGACUGGCGUAGCCCGGGCGAGGAAUGGGUGAAAACGGUCGAGGGCUGGGAAAAGAAGAAGAUCCUCGAGUGCGCCAACAACAAGACCCUCUCGCUUCUCCUACGCGGCGAGAAAGAUGCCGGCGAUAAGAAGGAGAAGGACAAAAAGAAAGAAAAUGCCGUCCAACCACAUUGUCACAUCACACUGAAGUGCACACGCGAGAUCGCCGGCUUCAACGGCCUGAGCGACGCUCUGAAGAGGCUGGAUUUCCUGUCCGCGGUGCACGACUGCCGUCGAUUCAACUACAUCGUCCGUCUCCUGGACCUUUUGGUCAGCCACAGGAUGGGCGGCCUCAGCGGAUGCGCCCAGAGAGUGCUCUUCAAUAUGCUCGAGGAGGUCGCGCUGGAAGUGUCGCUGUCGCAGCAACAAACCGGAAGACUGCGCCGUCUCAUAGAGAGAGUCCGAGCCUUCAGCGCCGGCUGCUGCUGGGGCGGCAGACCGCUGGGCUCCGUUAUCCUGUGGGAGAAGCAUAAAGCUGCGCUGGAAAGAAUCUUGCAGAUUGCCUCGUCCAUCACCAUCACGCAGCCGGACGAGGAGCAGCAGCCGCAGUGGUCCGAUCUGCCGCCCGAGUGCCGCCGUGAGGUCCUGCUGCGUCUGAGCGAUCCGCGGGACAUCGAAGCCUCGUCCGAGGCCUGCGAGCAUCUCGCCGUCCUGGCGCAGGAGCAAAGAAUCUGGCGCGAGCUCGCCCAGUAUCACUUCACGCCGCAGCAGAUCGCCACCACCAGGCAAAAUAAUCCCGGAAAAGACUGGAAAACCAUAUUCACUGUCGCCCGAAGAUCGUUCGGCUUGCGGGAGGAAUACGCCGAGAUGAUCCAGCUGUGCCGCAAUUGUCGCUGCUUGUUCUGGCGAUCGCUGGGCCAUCCCUGCAUCGCCGAUCAGGACCCAGCGUUUCAGGAGAAGCUGGCGGACGUUGACCAGGCGUCCCUCCACGUGCCGAUUCCUCCGCAGACCUUCCUGAAAUUCUUCUCGCUGUGAAAGCUUUCGCGACGCGAUUAUAUCUUAAGUGCGUAAGAAAUAUAUUACGGUGUGUGUGUGUGUGUGUGUGCGGAAAACGAGACGCGACUGCUGUGAAUGAUCGUCGCGCGACGGAAUGGAUGCAUGCGCGUGUAAAAGACGGAACGUUUAAUGAUGUUACACCUGCACUUAGAGAGUCUAAUGUUACCUUCUGAAAAAUAUAUUUAACUCGAGAUACUCUUAAUAUAUCGUAUGGGCCGCCAAGAUAGAGAUCGGCAAUAGGAAUCGACUAGGAAUAUUGCCCUCUGAACGGUUUGACGUCGAUUUUACUCCAACGAAUCGGAGGCCUACUUAUUUCAAGUUGAAUGAGCGCGAUUUGAAGAAUUGAAAAGCUGCUAAGCAGAAACGCGAAGCCGCACGAAACACUAUCCGGGGAAUCGAUAGCUUUUUCAAGUUCUCACUUCUGCUCCGUAAUUAGCGAACGCGCUCAAACUUUUUAUCGAUGGAAAAUCGAUUCCAAAGUGCUCGCGAGUAAUAUUCUCUAUUGCUGACUUUGACUCCGUCAAGCUCAUCUUGUAUCUUGAUUGGAUAUAAGUUGUUCUCUGGUCAACGGAAUCUCUUGUGUAACACGGGAUUCCUGAUCUGCUUUUUUCUUUUUUUUAUCUUCGAUAUUCCUAUGGAUACGUUCUAAGGACGAUAAGAGAGGAUAUUUCCAGUAUCCUUCCGAGUUACGGUUGUAGAAAGUAGACACUAGUCGUAUAACAAUGUUGUUCGCGGUAAAAAAAAAAAAGUCACGCGUCCGUUCAGAAGGAUAGCGUAAGGAUGUUGAUUUUUACGCUGACAAGCUUUUGGUGUUUGAAACUGAUAAACAACUACGUGUGAUCUUGCGGCAGCACUCUUUCCAGUCUACUUUUUCGUCGAUAAUAGUAUCAGCCUAUCUUCGCGAAUCCAAUAUUUGUUAAUUUGAUGAGAUGAUCUGAGACAUGUUUUGCAGCAACAAAAUUUUUUAUUUCGAUAGAAAGUUAUUGGAACAGGAAUUUGGAACAAAUUCAAUCUCAAUUUAAUACUUCCGCAGUCGCGUAUAAACUAAAAUGCCUUUUAAAUGCCAAGUUAUUUUUCCUAUGCGAUAUCAAUGAAGACAAUCGAGUCGAUUCGAAGAAAAUGUUCUUCUUCCGCCACAGAUAUCAUUUCGCCGACGUUAAACAGAAAGGAAAUCACCGUAUAUCGUGCAUAAUCGUAUAUUUAAAAUAUGAUGUGUAUUCAUCGAUACAAUGUAAUUUAUUUCUUAAUGGAACGGUAUUUUUGGUGCUCUUCAUAGCUUUAUUGCAUUUCGGAUUUGCAUUUAGAUAGAUAGAUUUAAUAAAUGGUUAUAUACUUUCGUAUAAUGGCAAAAAAAAACAUCUAUCGCGCUAUUCUGUAAUAAAGAUUACGCUUCGACUUUAUUUUACAAGAGUGUAAAAAGGGUUGCUAUUUUUGUGCAACAUUCUUGUAUCGUCCUUUUUCUAUUUUUAUUUAAUUUUAUUUUAGAGUCGUUUUUUUUACAACGUAAUAAAAUUGCGACAUCUUUGCAAUUUUCGGCCAGCAGCUUUCUUGAUCGUAGAACAAUGUUGCUAUCGCGAAUUUCAAGUUCGGACAGUCGUUUGGAUGUUGUGAUGAAAAUAUACAUAGCUAACUUACAAAGUACAAAAUAUAACCAUCGUUAUUGUCGAUUGUGAACGCAGACGGAUCGCGAAGUCCCGUCGUCGCCUAUACAGGGUGUCAUAGUUAAAGCAAUACGGAGAUAACGUAUAUUUGAAUUUUCGCAUUCUGCAUAUUCGUUUUGAGAAGGGCCCUAUAUUUGUAUUACAUUCAUCAUGCGUUUAUGUGCGCGUACACAUUUAUUCAGCUGUAAUGUUGAUAGAUUUCUAAAGACCUAAGUUACGAUAUGAUAUAUAAGAAACAAACAAAAAAAAAGCAGAAAUUGUACUGCAUCACUAAUCGGAGAAUGAAAAAUUAUACUGCCAAAGCGAAUGCUAUUGCAUUUACACGAAUCGAUGCGUCGUUUGUGUAAAUUUCCGUAUAGCGACGAGACGUUUUUUUGAUAUUUGCUCUUUUAUUCGUAGCGAAAAACUUAAAGAAAUCACUGCAUGACUUAAAUAUACUAACCUAGUCACUAAAGAGGAUGACCAAAAUCGCGGUUGAGCGCAAUGUUAAAAAAGUGUAAUAAGCUUGAGAUGAGAAUUGGCAGCUCACUGUGUACAUUAAUAAUUAAUAAUUCAACGAACUGGUCUCUGUAAGGUAUAUAUAUACAUAUAUAUAUAUAUAUAUAUGAUUAUAAAGCGAUCCUAUGAUCAGGAUUAUUUUACUUACAUAAGCAGAUGUGUAGAGCAGUGUUGUGCAAAAUGCUUCAAAAAAUAAACUUUAUUUAAAUA